AUGGCAGAUAUUGCCAGGACUGAAGGAGUCUCCAGUGAGACCGUUGCCAAUGCCAGUUCAGAGCUCAGUUUGGAAGCAGAUUUCCAGUAUUCCCUGUUUACCAUCAUCUACAGCAUUGUCUUUGUGCUGGGACUGAUAGAAAAUGUCUUAGCUCUGUACUUCCUGUCCUGCAGAGUGAAGCACACUUCUCAUUCCCACGUCUACAUGAUUAACCUGGCUCUGGUAGACACCUUGUUUGUUUGUGUGUUGCCUUUUAAAAUUAAUUACCACCUGAAUGGCAACAAUUGGAUCUUUGGUGACAUGGCUUGUAGGAUAACUGGGAGUUUGUACUAUAUCAACAUCUAUCUGAGCAUUGCCUUCUUCACCUGCAUUUGUGUGGAUCGCUACGUUGCAGUGUUGCAUCCCUUCACCUACAUCCAGAUCAAAGUCAGCUACUGUGUGUUCGUGGUCACAGUCCUUUGGGCGGUCGCUCUGAGUGUCCUGGUUCCACUCAUUGUUGGAGGUCCCCUGCACAACAGUGGUGUGAGGAACACAACAGCAUGUUUUGAGAAAUUUACUAGAAGUAGCUGGACUUACCGCAUGGCACCUUACAACAUCCUGGCCUUGGUUUUCGGGUUUGUGAUCCCAUUUUCCAUCAUUCUGAUCUCAUACCCCCUCAUCGCGAGGAGGAUCUCGCAGAUCAGACGCAGCAUUCGCAAGAGGAAGGCCCUGAACACCAUUUACUUCAUCUUGCUCAUUUGUGCUUUGUGCUUUCUGCCCUAUCACCUCACACACUUGCUCCACUUCUUAAUGAGGAUCCAGGUCAUCCAGAACGAGGCAUUUACCAGCUUGAUCUACAAAAUGCGAAGGGUCACCUUAGCCCUGGUGAGUUUCAACUGUUGCCUGAACCCCCUCUUGUACUACUACACCUCUUCCAGCAAGCAGUGCUGCUUCAACCUCAAGCUGAGAUUCAGGUCUAAAAUGGUGUACACCAUCUGUGACCAGAAGUGUGGGGAGUCCUCCUACGUCUAUAAACUGCAACAGAGACAUGGAAAUAAAAACCACAGAGAUGGAAUCAACGGAUCUGUGUAA
Messenger RNA from Antrostomus carolinensis (chuck-will's-widow), 1071 nucleotides. RefSeq names its product lysophosphatidic acid receptor 6-like. The record is from RefSeq and is a predicted model, not a curated record. The transcript has a single exon. The coding region runs from base 1 to 1071 and encodes 356 amino acids. Gene Ontology annotation, biological process: G protein-coupled receptor signaling pathway. Gene Ontology annotation, cellular component: membrane. Lineage: Eukaryota; Metazoa; Chordata; Aves; Caprimulgiformes; Caprimulgidae. Gene Ontology annotation, molecular function: oxysterol binding; G protein-coupled receptor activity.